UUUGGUUGCACAUAGGCUGCAGUUUCAGUUUGUUUUAUUCACCAUUUUGAGUAGCUGAAGGCACACAAAAAAUAAGAAUAUUAGCGUUUGGAGGACACAUCGGUGCAGUACUUUUAUUUUUACGCGCUCGCUCGCACGGUGGAGUUGUGCUCCAACCUCGGGGUUUUUUUUUUGCAGAGCGGGAAUCUAUAUUUCUUUUUUUCCCUUCUCCCCCUGUGUGCUUCUUCCCCCUUUUUUCUUACAUCCUUUAACCUCUACAGUAUUCCUGCAAAAUGUCAAGACCAGUGAGGAACAGGAAAGUGGUGAACUACUCACAAUUCAACGAGUCUGAUGCAGAUGAGGAGUAUGGGGAGAAUAAGCCUAAGAAGGUGCGUGCCCCUCCACGUGAGCCCAAGCACAAACGCGUAAAGAACUCACAGGAUGACAGCGAGGAGUCUGACGAGAAAGUCACUAAACCCAAAAAUGACUCAGCAGAUGACUUUGGCAGCAACGAGGAAGACAACGAAUUCGCAGAGGAGGAAGGAUCGGAUGAGGACGGAGGAAGUGACUACGAAGAAAAAAAAGGCAAAAAGGGAAAGAAAGCGAAGGUGGAGAAGCCCGCCAAGAGAGGGCCGAAGAGAAAACGGCCUGCAGAUGACAGUGACGAUGAGAAGGAAGUGAGUCGAAAGCGUACCGUGCGCCAGGCGGCCUCCAAGGCGGUGUCCAAACAGAGGGAGAUCAUUCUGGGAGACGCAGGCAGCGAGGACGAGGAGAAGGAGGACCAGGAGGAAGCCUACGAACGACCAGUAUCUGACGAGUCUGGCAGCGACGAGGACUUCACGGUGGAGGACGACGAUGACAGCGAUUACGGGCGCUCCAAGAAGAAGGGCAAGAAGGUGAUCCGAAGGGGAAGGCCGGAGAAGAAGGAGAAGAAGAGCCCCAAACCCAGACUAAAGGCCACAGUGACCCCCAGCCCGAUGAAAGGAAAGGGGAAGGGGCGUCCCAGCACCAAGACCGUGGAGAAGAGCUCACCCAAAGAGGAGGAAGAGGAGGAGCCCGAGAGCCCCCUGGAGGAGGAAGAAGAGGAGGAAGAGGAGAAGAAGGAGGAGAAGAAGGCCGCCGUGAAGAAGGAGACUUCCCCCGCCCCCAAGAAGACGAAGGAGGCCGAGGAGGAGGAAGACGAAGAGGAAGAGGACGGCUCAGAAGAGGAGGCGCCUUCCGGAGAAGACUAGACGAAGAUGGUACCCCCCACCCCAAAAAACCUCCCCGCCAACCUGAAGCCCAUCGUCUCUUUCUCCGUCUCUUCUCAAAGUUUUGUUGCUCUGCGUUUAGAGGUUGUUUUAUUUUGACUUUUUUGUUUCUCUCCUGGUGGCCUGGCUCAACGGUUUGGACUUCUUUCGUGUGCUUUUGUAUUGGUUUUGCUUCUCCCCACCCCCCCCCCCCCCCCCCCCGAGCGAGCGAGCAUCCGUCCUGAUUGUGAAACAGAUCCAUUCGCUUGUUUUUAGUUAUUUUAUUUGUUCUCGCUCACUGAUACCUGCGAUUACUGAGCGUAUUGUCACACAGCUUCUCAGUAUCAGCUACUAAAGCGCUGUAUUUACAAAGCUUAAGUCGACACACACCGAGCCGGAAAGCCUUCUAUUUGGUACUUGUGUGCUUUUUAAAACCAGGAGCAUGUUUUAACACGGGAGUUUGGUUUUAAAACCUAUUUUUAAUUUCAUUUUUUUUUUUUUUUUUUAAACGUCUCCCUGCUUCUUUUCUCUUGGUGACCUUUAUUUGUUGCGUGGCUGCUGCUCCAUCAUUUUCAACGCGUUAUCUUAGACCGGCGGAGUGUUUUACUUCACACACCGUGACAUGUUUCAAGCCAGCAUGUGAGUUAGUGUUUUAAGUACUCGAUGAAAUGCUUCUUUGGGGGGGGGGCCUUCCUGUUCAGCUGCCUAUGUUAAACGGUUGCUGUUGUUCUAUGUUUGGCUUUCUAACGAUGCAGCGCUUUACGUGCAGAAACCCCCCCGCCCCCCAUUAACCCCUGCAUGGCUACAGCAGCUUCUCAACAUUUCAGCCCCUUGUGCCAGGCACCACCCUUUUUAUUUUUUCUUGAAAUGCAAGAAGAGAUGUUUGGGUUUUAUUUAGUUUUUUGUUUUUGAGAGAUCAAAAAAAUGAAUGUUUUUUCUCCUGUUGUUCUAAUUCUCUAUUCAGAUUUUUUUUUUGUAAUGUUUGUUUUGUAAGAAAAGAAAUAAAAUGUAUCUUGAUUUUUAAAGAAAAAAGUCGACCCUAUCCAAUCUGUUGUGAACGGCCUUCCCUUUAUUUCCUCCUCCUGUAUUCUCACUCGGCUUACUGUUUGUAUCCUUGUGUUUUUCAGGGCAUUUGUUUGCCCCCGUUACUUCACAUGCGGGAUACAUUUUUUACCGUACUAAGGCUCGGAGAAGAUUUAAAUAAAGGUGGCAGCUCGGUCUUUAUCCAGCA
This is a messenger RNA of Gymnodraco acuticeps, 2439 nucleotides long. It is a transcript of the gene nucks1a, whose product is annotated as nuclear casein kinase and cyclin-dependent kinase substrate 1a. Gene Ontology annotation, biological process: double-strand break repair via homologous recombination; interstrand cross-link repair. The coding region runs from base 273 to 1211 and encodes 312 amino acids. The transcript is spliced from 8 exons. Gene Ontology annotation, molecular function: single-stranded DNA binding; double-stranded DNA binding. NCBI's taxonomy places the organism in Eukaryota, Metazoa, Chordata, Actinopteri, Perciformes, Bathydraconidae. The record is from RefSeq and is a predicted model, not a curated record. Gene Ontology annotation, cellular component: cytoplasm.